Messenger RNA from Thermochaetoides thermophila DSM 1495, 2820 nucleotides. RefSeq names its product putative mitochondrial dynamin protein. Bases 1 to 2820 code for a protein of 939 amino acids. The record is from RefSeq and is a predicted model, not a curated record. Gene Ontology annotation, molecular function: GTPase activity; microtubule binding; GTP binding. The transcript is spliced from 2 exons. Gene Ontology annotation, cellular component: membrane; cytoplasm; microtubule. Lineage: Eukaryota; Fungi; Ascomycota; Sordariomycetes; Sordariales; Chaetomiaceae.
AUGAGCGCGCAGCUUCGAGCCGCUGCGGCCAUCACCCCCGCCGCCCGCCGCGUCAUCUCUGGGCCUGCUGCCGUCCGGCGCUUCCAUCACUACCAUCAUCUGCCUACUGGUGGUAUCCAGCGCGUCGAGAUUGCCGCCCGGGGCCUUCGUCGCUCCGUGCAGUUCCCCGCCCUUGCCAACGCCUAUCACAACAAUGCCGUCAUCGUCCGAAACGCCUCUUUCACGCGCCUGCUGCCCAAGCUGGCCCUCAAGUUCAUUCGCGUUCCCGCCUUGUUCGGCGGCAUGAUGUUGGGAGCCGUCGGCUGGGUUCAGUAUCAAGCCAUCAAGGUCAGCAACUCCGCCCAGGAGUUCUACGGCAAUAUCAAGGCUACCGUCGCAGACACCGCGUUCAGUGUCUGGAGCAGUGCCGUAGAUAUCGCGGAACAGACGAAACGAGGAUGGGAGAACACUAAGAACCAGUUCGAAAUUCCGGAAUGGCUAGAUAGGAUCAUGAAGGGCGAGGGUCUUGCCGGCGAGGGCAGCGGUUCCGGCGAGGGCGGCCCGAACGGAGGGCCAGAGCCCCCGAGGCAGAGCCGAGCUGGCGCUGCUACCGUCGCUGGGGCUUCGGCUACUGUUUAUGGUUACGGUGCGUCCGACAAUGACGAUCGCACGCCUGAGGAGAUCAUGCGUGACGACAACAUGAUGUUUAUCACCAAAAAGAUGAUUGAGAUUCGCAACCUGUUGCAGAAGGUCGGCCAGGGCAGCACCGUCACCCUGCCGUCCAUAGUCGUCAUCGGCUCACAGUCAUCCGGCAAGAGUUCCGUGCUGGAGGCCAUCGUGGGCCACGAGUUCCUGCCCAAGGGCAGCAACAUGAUCACUCGUCGCCCCAUCGAGCUGACCUUGGUCAACGACCCCGAGGCCAAGGUCGACUACGGAGAGUUUCCUGACCUUGGUCUUGCUAGGGUUACCGACUUCUCCCUUAUCCAAAAGACCUUGACCGAGCUCAACCAGUCAGUCCCCGAAUCAGAGUGUGUGACCGACGACCCGAUCCGGCUCACCAUCCACUCGCCGAACAUCCCGGAUCUGUCGCUCAUCGAUCUUCCCGGGUACAUCCAGGUCGCUGGCGAGAACCAGCCUAGAGAGCUGAAGCGGAAGAUUACCGAACUGUGCGACAAGUACAUUCGCGGCCCCAACAUUAUCUUGGCCAUCUCUGCCGCCGACACAGAUCUGGCCAACUCUACUGCGCUGCAGGCCAGCCGUCGGGUUGAUCCUCGUGGCGAGCGAACCAUCGGUGUCAUCACCAAAAUGGACCUGGUUGAGCCGGAGAAGGGUGCUGCCAUACUUUCCGACAGGCAGUACCCCCUUAAAUUGGGCUACGUUGGUGUCAUCUCCAAGCUUCCCCCUCAGUCGGGUCUCUUCAGGCGUGAUACCGGCAACUUGCUUGCCAGUAUCAACCGCAACGAGAAGAAUUAUUUCGGCUCGCACCCGACCGAGUUUGGUCCCGACUCUGGCGUCAGCACGGGCGUCAUGACCCUCCGCAAGAAGCUACUUCAGGUCCUAGAGCAGCAAAUGUCUUCCAAGCUGAAUGAGACAACCGAGGCCAUUCAGCGUGAGCUUGAGGAAACCACUUACCAAUUCAAGGUGCAAUAUAAUGAGCAGCCCAUGAGCGCCGAGUCUUACCUCGCCGCUAGCUUGGAUGACUUCAAACAUCAGUUCCACGAAUUCGCGUCCAGCUUUGGCCGGCCGCAGCUCCAGACCCUGCUUAAGGAUGCCCUCGACCAGAAGGUUCUCGAUCAGCUCGCUGCACGGUACUGGAACCGUCCGAUCGAGGAUCUUUCGCCCGCUCCUCGUGAACCUGACAACAUUAUCGACCUACCCAAGGCCGACCCUGACUCGCCGUACUGGCAUCGCCAGCUGGACACCGCAUGCUCUGGCCUGACACGUCUCGGCGUUGGCCGUCUGGCCGCCACCGUCGCGGCCUCGGCCAUCCAGCAGCACGUCGAGAAGCUGCUGGACAAGUCGUCCUUCGCGAAGCACCCGUCCGCUCGCAAAGUCAUCAGUGAUGCUGCGGCAACCGUGCUGGCUGACCGGUCGUAUGCGACCAGCGACGGCAUCGAGAUCUCGCUGAAACCCUACAAAUUUGAUCCUGAUAUCCAGCCGAACGAGUGGGCGCAGGGCAGGGAGCAUGUCGUUGGCGUCCUGCAGGCUGAGCUUGAACAGUGUCAGGCGGCCAUGAAGGCGCUCGAGAACUCGGUUGGCGGCAGAAAGAAGCUGAAGGAAGUAAUGUCCUUUGUGGAUAAGGCCCGAAAGGGCGAGAUUAUCGUUGAGGGAGAUCACCCCAGCGGUGCGGGUGGGUUUAGUGCCGCCCUGUUGGCAAGAGGCCGCGAAGCCGUCUUCCUCCGCGACCGCGCCGACAUCCUGUCCCUGCGCAUCCAAGCCGCCAAAUCUCGCCAGUGCAAAACCCUGACCAACAAGUACUACUGUCCGGAAGUCUUCCUCGAUGCGGUCGCGACCAAGCUGGCCCAGACCGCCGUGCUUUUCCUUAACGUCGAGAUGCUCAACGACUUCUAUGUGCGCUUCCCUCGCGAGGUCGAGGCCAAGCUGCAUGAGCACAUGCAUGCUGGCGGCGGGCUCGAGAAAUUUGCCCGCGAGGAUCCCAAGGUGCGCAGGCAUCUGGAUCUGAUCAGGCGCAAGGAGCUGUUAGAGACCGUCCUGGGGAAAAUCGAGGAACUGCAUAGGAUCAGCAGUGGGACCGCGGGUACUUUGGGACUAAGGGGAGCUGGAGACCUGAAGAAGAGGAUUGGUGCUCCUUCCAGCAGCGGAAGGAGGUCAUUCUUUUAA